Messenger RNA from Suncus etruscus (white-toothed pygmy shrew), 973 nucleotides. RefSeq names its product ADP ribosylation factor like GTPase 6 interacting protein 1 (gene ARL6IP1). Lineage: Eukaryota; Metazoa; Chordata; Mammalia; Eulipotyphla; Soricidae. The record is from RefSeq and is a predicted model, not a curated record. Bases 117 to 728 code for a protein of 203 amino acids. The transcript has 6 exons.
GCUGUCGGGAAGGGAGGCCGGGCUAUAUAAGGCCUCGGCGGGGCGGGGCCGCUCGCUGGCCGACCGUCUCCGGCGUGUGACCUGCGCUGCCGAAGCGGCUCGUCGAGCGAGGCACGAUGGCGGAGGGGGAUAACCGCAGCACCAACCUGCUGGCUGCCGAAACUGCGAGUCUGGAAGAGCAGCUGCAAGGCUGGGGCGAAGUCAUGUUGAUGGCUGACAAGGUCCUCCGCUGGGAGAAAGCCUGGUUCCCGCCCGCUGUCCUGGCUGGGAUAUCUCUGGUGUUCCUGACUAUCUACUAUCUUGAUCCAUCUGUCCUGUCCGGAGUUUCCUGUUUUGUCAUGUUCCUGUGCUUGGCAGAUUACCUGGUUCCCAUUCUCGCACCUAGAAUUUUUGGCUCCAACAAGUGGACCACUGAACAGCAGCAGAGAUUCCAUGAGAUCUGCAGUAAUCUGGUGAAAACUCGGCGCAGAACCAUGGGCUGGUGGAAGCGCCUCUUUACACUGAAGGAAGAAAAGCCGAAAAUGUACUUCAUGACCAUGAUCGUCUCCCUUGCUGCAGUGGCUUGGGUGGGACAGCAGGUGCACAACCUUUUGCUCACCUACUUGAUCGUGACCUUCUUCCUGCUGCUUCCUGGACUGAACCAGCAUGGGAUUAUUUCCAAAUACAUUGGCAUGGCCAAGCGGGAGAUAAACAAGUUGCUCAAGCAAAAAGUGAAGAAAAAUGAAUAAUCAGUCAGCUCUGUUCAGCGAGAGAUCACGUGGCAUAUACGUUGUCCUGGGGAAGUUUCUGUUAUGCCAGCGGAGCACUAAUGUGUUCCCACCUCCUCCUUUUCUCCCUCCUACCCUUAGUUCAGUGAAGUCGAACCUAGAGUCCGGCUAUGUGCUGUGUCUUCCUGUCUAGUCUAGCUAGUCUCACACCCACAACUUAUCUGAUGUUGGCCUUGUUUUGAGGUUUCUAGCUUUGAGUUCAGUUU